AUGACGGUGGUGCGGGUUUAUGUGCGCGUGGGCUCGGUGAUGCUCCUCGGCUCGGCUCGCUCGUUCCGACCUUUUCGCUUGGCUUUCCGUCUUUGCCCUUCUCUGUUUGACAUGCUCGCAGCGACGGCAGCAAAUGUUGUGGCUGCCAGCGAUGGGGUGGCUGCCAGCGAUGGGGUGGCUGCCAGCGAUGGGGUGGCUGCCAGCGAUGGGGUGGCUGCCAGCGAUGGGGUGGCUGCCAGCGAUGGGGUGCGGCUUUAUGUGCGCAUGGGCACACUGAUGCUCCUCCUCGGCUCGCUCGUUUUCAACCCUUCCCUUCCCUUUUUGUCUUCGCCCUUCUCCCCGCAGCCAUGGGAGCGAAUGCCGCUGCGGCCACCGACGUGGUGCGGCUUCGCGUCCGCGAGCGGCGGCGGAGGAGGUGCGGUGGACGCGCUGCUGUUGUGGGACGUGUUUUUGGGUGACGCGCUUUUCGAGCGCACGGUGUGCGACGCGGUGCAGCUGUUCACGUCGCCCGACUGCUCGGGUACUGCAGCGGCAGAGUACCAAAACACGGUUUACCACACAAGGGACAUGAGUGAAGUCCAUCCUACUGCUGCCAUAUGUGCCCUGCACCUGCUCCCAUACGUCCCUCCCAUGCGUCCCUCCCAUGCGUCCCUCCCAUGCGUCCCUCCCAUGCGUCCCUCCCAUGCGUCCCUCCCAUGCGUCCCUCCCAUGCGUCCCUCCCAUGCGCCCCUCCCAUGCGCCCCUCCCCCCUGUGUCUGUGUGAGCAGUGCGUUCAAGAUGGACGCAUCAGUGAAGUCCAUCCGCUGCGUUCUCGUGGAGCACGCGCUUCCUUUGAGUCGACUCAAAAGCAGACUCCUUUUGAGUGGAGCCAUGCGCUUCCUGCUGCAACCUUUGUCGCUUUUCCUCAUGAGUCAUGCCUCUCCCCCCAUUCUUUCCCCCAUGCCUCUCCCCCCAUUCUUUCCCCCAUCCCUCUCCCCCCAUUCUUUCCCCCAUCCCUCUCCCCCCAUUCUUUCCCCCAUGCCUCUCCCCCCAUUCUUUCCCCCAUGCCUCUCCCCGCAUUCUUUCCCCCAUGCCUCUCCCCCCAUUCUUUCCCCCAUGCCUCUCCCCCCAUUCUUUCCCCCAUGCCUCUCCCCCCAUUCUUUCCCCCAUGCCUCUCCCCCCAUUCUUUCCCCCAUGCCUCUCCCCCCAUUCUUUCCCCCAUGCCUCUCCCUCGAUUCUUUCCCCCAUGCCUCUCCCCCCAUUCUUUCCCCCAUGCCUCUCUCCCCAUUCUUUCCCCCAUGCCUCUCCCCCCAUUCUUUCUUCCAUGCCUCUCCCCCCAUUCUUUCCCCCAUCCUUCUCCCCCCAUGCCAUUUCCUCCCAUCCCAUCCCUCUCACCCCUUCCUCCCAUGUGAUCCAGACGACAUCUGCAGCCGUGUCAAGUGCCCGGCACACUCCACGUGCAUCAAGACAAACGACAGCAUGGAGGUGGCAUGCCAGUGCGCCCAGGGCUACCGCAACGUUUACGGCACAUGCAAGCCCCAAGAACCUGCACCCGAAUCCUGGAGGCUGGAGGUGGCCUGCCAGUGCGCCCAGGGCCACCUAAACUCUACGGUGAAUGCAAGCUCCUCUCUUCCCUUCUCGUCCCAGAUUGCCUUCCUCUCCCCUCUUCCUCCAUACGCCACGUCCCUUCCUCCCUCCUAUCCUAUCCUCCCUCACGCUCUCCCACUCCUUUCCGCCAUGUUCCCUGUGCCUUAG
Closterium sp. NIES-65 is the source of this 1734-nucleotide messenger RNA. Lineage: Eukaryota; Viridiplantae; Streptophyta; Zygnematophyceae; Desmidiales; Closteriaceae. The record is from the annotation of a GenBank genome assembly.